GCAAGCCAAGGCUACAUAUGAAUUAUGAUCUAGUUAUUCUAGUACAUCAGUACACUGAGUACAUGUAACAUUAGACUCAAAUUAGUUACAAAUUAGUUAGUAACGCUUGUGCUUGUUGGCUUGUUUUAAUUUUAGGGUGGUAAAUUGAAAGAAAAAAAAUGAAGGAAACAGAGCCUAACCCGACUGACAUUCUAGAGAACAAGGUUCCAAACCCUACUGAUUUCAAAUCUAGUGACUAUUCUAAUGUGCCUCUUGAUUUUAAGCAAGAACUGGCUCACUUUUCAGAACUGAAUGGUCGAUAUGAAGAGACCAAUAAAAUGUUUAUUUGUCAUUUGUGUGAUUUCCGCACAGCUUUCAGGAACAGUCUUUUAAAUCACCAAGCUGUCCACUCAGACUUGAGACCUUGGAUAUGCUCCAUGUGCGACUAUGCAGCCAAACGGAAACAAGACUUGAAAAAACAUCUUCACACAAUCCAUGGCAUGAUGGUAGAGUCUACCAUGCUGAGACCCAUCGGGAUGAACCUGAACAUAAGCGGCUCUUCCAAGUCUUUGUCUAGGGAGGAAAGCAGUGAAGACAACUCUUGUGAUAAUGAUAAAAACAAAGGUAUAGGCAUGGUUGACCCUGCUAUGUACUAUCCUCACAUAAACACAGACAGUCCAUCUGUGAUAGUGAAGCAAGAGAUACAGGAUAAGGCGUCUCAUCCAUCGUGUCAAGCCAACUUGCCCAGUAUGUCUAACUUUGUUAAGAAGAAACAACGAGACUCGCCUGAUCUUGACUUGCCUCUUUCUUUUCCCUCAAUAACAUUCGCAAAGACUUUGGGUAAUUCGCAUACAGAAUUUGCCAAGGACAGUAACAAUGGAGAAGAUUAUCCCUUCCAGGCAGAGCACUUCCCUGCUACAAACAGCUCAGCUUUAUCUGCAAGAGAUAAAUCUUCUUCCGAAACAUUCUCUUCCAAUAUCUCACAAAAGCCUAACAGAAAAAGACCCUACUCCAGUGUAUCAGAGGGGCAGGCAGGCCUGCAGGAGUCCACACAUCCAUCAGAUAGGCCAGCGCCCUCACUUUCUAAAACCAAUGACUCUGAUGAGCACCAUCCAUGCAGCAGCUCGAGUGCCGCCAGCAGCUCUCACAAUAAAGAGGGCCAGACCCAGGCCACAUUUCUGUGCGACCACUGUGACAUCAUGUUUUUCCAACGGGCCAUGUACCUCAUGCACAUAGGUCUGCACUCGCCAGAGGACCCAUGGUGCUGUGCAGUGUGUGGCGGAACUUUCACCGAGAAAUAUAGUUUUACCUCCCACUUUAUUAACCAGCAUUGAUUUCUCAUAGUUAUCUUUAAAAUUGCUUUUUUUUUCCUAGUCUUGUAGCUAUGUAACUUCUAAGAAUUCAUCAUUGGAUAAUUACAUUAUAAGUCUUAUAAAUUAGACUUAGACUUAGUCUAUAUCAGUCAAUAGUGCCAUAUAAGCAUUGUACACUAAUUUCAGUUGGGUGAAAUCAAAUAUUGGUGUGUAGCAUAUCUUCAAACCCCCCUCCCCCAUUUUUUUUUCAUAAGUUAAUGGCAAUAUCUUCAAUUCUUAAGAAUAAGGGGUGAGUACUGUUUCACAUGACUAUGAAAACCUGGUUUUCCAACCUGCAUAUUUUUCCACAUCCAAUGCAGACAAAGCUAUUGUCCGCUGGGGGUCUGUUAAAGUUUUCUUUAUGUCAUAAAAAUAAAUAAAUUAUAGCUUUUAUAUAGCCCUACUUUCAUGUUUAUAACAUGCUCAGAGCGCUAUGGUCCAAUCUCAUUUGUGGACCAGUUGCUGUUUUUAGGUGCUCAGUGAACAUAGCUCUGCUCGAGUCGUAUGUCGAUCCUCGAGCCCCUUUUGUAGGUAGCCAAGCCAAGUUCAAGCAUACUUAGCCUCUCGACCACGCUUCCCACUGCUUCAUCUGCGUCUUCUGCGCCUGUCUUCUACUGUAAGGGUUUUUCUUUAGGCCUCAAUAGUAUUUUCCAGAAAAAAAUGUCAAUGCUAACUCUAUUAGGUUAAGAAUGUUGCAAACUAUUAAUUGUUAUAUUUAAAAAUGUCACUCUUUCUAUUUCUUGAAUAGUCUUCUAUAUCUUUGUGUUUUAUUUUAAGGUGCCUUUGACACUUCACAUUAUACACACACUGGGAUAAUAUAAAAGAGUAGUUAAUUAUUCUAGAGGUAAUUAGCAAUCUAAAGUAGAAACACAUUUUCCCUUAAGAAAAUUGAAAUAAUAAUGUUAAGUUUUACUAUUCAAUCCACAAGGUAGUGCUGGUCAUACUAAAGGAUUACAUUGUUGCUUUAAGGGGGAAAAAAAAGGCAAUUUUUUGUCUUAAAGUUAAACAUAGGCAAUCAUUUCCCAUAAUGGCCUUUUUUUUAAUAUUAUUGUUAUCAAAGAGUAUGGCUAAUUCUGCUAGAUGCUGAGGAAGGUGAUAUGCUUACAGGGCUGUCUUGUGCUUGCUACCAAGGAUUUGUUUCCCUUGCAGUCACCACUCCUUCCUUCACCUACCGUUAGACAGUUUGGGGCACCACGCAAGAUUCUUUUACCGUCUUUCUCCAUUCCUUUCUGUCUUUAGCUUUGAAUAGAAUCUCUUUCAACAGCAGGCCUGUCCAGUCUUCCUAUCUGUCUCUUCUUCUUUUUCCUGGUACUGUUCCCUAAAGGAAGGUCUUUGCGAGCCCCAAAGAGCUUGUAAUGUGGCCAUAGAGUUUUAGUUUGCAAAUAUAUGUGAGCUAUUCAGAUAAAGAUUUCAUCAGGACUCAGGAAGCAUUGUCCUUUAAAUUUUUUAAGAAUCAAAUUUUUUUUUAAUGAUUUACAUUUUUAUUAUACGUAUAAAACAAAAUGAUGGCAAUUAAUUUUAUUCAUUCAGUUUUAGAAUGAAGGUCUAACAUAAAUUCUAAUUUUUUCUGUCUUUUUAGGAAAUCUACCAAAUAAUUAACAUGUAAGCAGGGUUUAUUUUAUUUAUUUUCAUACAUACAUGUCAUAUGCCAUUUUUAUUUGUAUUUUUCAAUCAGAUUUACAUUUGUUUUGAUGUUUAAUCAUAUUUUUGUUUUAUGACCUGAUGUAAUAAUCAUGUCUAUGUUUUAUGACCUGAUGUAAUCAUAUUUAUGUUUUAUGACCUGGUGUAAUCAUAUCUGUUUUAUGGCCUGAUAUAAUCACAUUUUUAUGUUUUAUGACCUAAUUUAAUCGUAUUUUAUGUUUUAUGACCUAAUUUAAUCAUAUUUUAUGUUUUUUUUUUUAAUAAUUUAUUUAAGGACAUUAAUGUUAUACAACUUUUAAUAUAAUUAUGUUUUAUGAAUACACUAUAUAGGAUCAUGUGCAAUGUAGCACAUAGGUAUUUGGUCAAUGUCCCUUGUUUCUAAUAAACAUCAACAACUGGGUGGUAUACUGAAGAAAACAGCACACUAUGGCACAGUCUGCAAAAGAGCUCACAGCUCAGCAGCAAAAAGCUGGCUAGAAGAAGAAGAAAAAUGGUGUUACUCAUCUGAAGACAUUUGAUAGCUGAUAUCUUCACAAUUAUUUGGUUAUUUUGAAUCGAACUUAAUCUUAUCACCCAAGAGGUUGAAAUGAAUUUCCUUGGAGUUGCAAAUACGGUAUAUAAAAUAUGCAUAAAAAACUUCAAACUGAUGUGUGAAGAUCCCAGAUGUUGUAAAUAGCUUCCUAAAGGUCUUUUUUAUAAAAUUUUGUCAGUUUCAGUUUAUCCUAUCCAUAUUUUUAAUAUACCAGUAACUGAUUUGGUCAUGUUGUAAUACUUGACUCACUGUCCAAAAUCAUCCUUCUUGGUACAGUGGAAGGAGCAAGAACUGACCUGGAAGAAAGGAGGGAUUUACUUAAAUGGUCACAGCACAUAAUCUAUGAUGCAAGUCAAGGGACUGUUGCUAAUGAUGAUGAUUAAUAAAACAAAAUACUAAAUUAUUCAUGAAAUUGGAAACUAUUUUACUAAAACAAAUGCAUUGUAUAUGUCUCAAACAUUUCAAAUCAGAAAAGACAAUUGCUACAGUUACAACAUUUUGUUACAUUAAAAAAGAUUGUUUGUAGUUUAGUCUCCACCUGUUGGCCGCCCUUCAGACUUAGAAAGACUAUAGUUCAUCUCAGUGAGGUGAAAGCCUGGGCAUUAGCUUUGGUUGGAACAUUGUGGCCCACUAGCUCACCCCCCCCCCCCC
Messenger RNA from Biomphalaria glabrata, 4155 nucleotides. Its product is annotated as zinc finger protein Pegasus-like. The record is from RefSeq and is a predicted model, not a curated record. The transcript is spliced from 3 exons. Bases 159 to 1313 code for a protein of 384 amino acids. Gene Ontology annotation, biological process: regulation of transcription by RNA polymerase II. Gene Ontology annotation, molecular function: DNA-binding transcription factor activity; RNA polymerase II cis-regulatory region sequence-specific DNA binding. NCBI's taxonomy places the organism in Eukaryota, Metazoa, Mollusca, Gastropoda, Planorbidae.